Messenger RNA from Doryrhamphus excisus (bluestripe pipefish), 5339 nucleotides. Lineage: Eukaryota; Metazoa; Chordata; Actinopteri; Syngnathiformes; Syngnathidae. The record is from RefSeq and is a predicted model, not a curated record.
UCAAAAACGUAUAUGUGAUCACACGUAUUUCAUGAAAAUUAGCUCCUUCAAGUAGUGGCCAAUUGUUUCGUCAUAGACGAUCUUUGGCUGUGACGCGGCUGGCUGUCAUUUAGGAAACUACACUAGCAUCUUCCUUUUCUCGGAUGCGAUAUCGACUCUUCGCAAUGACUAAUGGCCGACCUGUACCUUUGUAAAUCACCAUCGACUGACACUUGUACUCUGGCUUGUGGGAGAUGAGACACUGUUGUUGGAGGACACAUCAUGAGUAUCCAGAGUCUAGGGGGAGCAAUAGGGGAGUCCCUGGGCUCUAGCCUUACAGUACGCAUGAGUGGAGCAGGCGGUGGCCGGAGUCCUUUCGCCUUAAAAUCAUCUGGUCGGAUCACGUCUCUCCUGCAAACAAUGGUGCCGACUGGGUACACCAAACUCCAGGAUGAGCGUCUGGCUAUGGUGGACCUCGGAGCUAAACAUGAGGCCACUUCCCUCCAGAAUGGCUACAGACAAGAAGCACCGUCUCAACUAGAAAGCCGACGGCUGCUGGACCGCGCAUCUCGGUCAUCUGUGACUUUAUCCGACUCUGGAGAUGGGAGCUACUCAGAAAUGGUGCCCAUGUUGGCUGAGAGGAGACUGUCCGAAGAGGAUGCUGAUGAGGAUGAAGGCGGGGAGGAGGAAAGACUGGAAGCGGCAGUGCAUAUCCUGCCCAAGGAGUCCCCUCUUGCUAUGGCUUUGCAGAUCAUCGUGCCUUUCCUGCUGGCUGGCUUUGGAACUGUAUCAGCUGGCAUGGUGCUGGACAUUGUGCAGCACUGGGAGGCUUUCCAGUACAUCACAGAGAUCUUCAUCCUGGUUCCGGCUUUGCUUGGCCUGAAGGGCAACCUGGAGAUGACGCUGGCCUCACGCCUCUCAACAGCGGUGAACGUGGGCAAGAUGGAUUCUCCGAUAGAGAAGUGGAAUUUAAUAAUAGGCAACCUGGCACUCAAGCAGGUUCAGGCCACUGUGGUGGGUUUCAUGGCAGCUGUCGCAGCUGUGGUUCUUGGCUGGAUCCCAGAGGGGAAGUUCCAGAUGAGCCACGCCGUGCUGCUGUGCUCCAGCAGUGUAGCCACGGCCUUCAUCGCCUCCAUGCUGCAAGGUUUCAUUAUGGUGGGCGUGAUUGUGGGUUCCAAGAAGACAGGCAUUAACCCGGACAACGUUGCCACCCCUAUUGCAGCAAGUUUUGGUGACCUCAUAACCUUGGCAAUCCUGGCCUGGAUAAGUCAAGGCCUCUACAAGUGCCUAGAUUCCUACCCAUACGUGUCAUCUGUGGUCUGUGCCUUCUUCAUGUGUCUGACCCCUCUGUGGAUGGUCAUCUCCUCCAAGCACCCGGCCAGCCGCACCCUGCUGUACUCAGGAUGGGAGCCUGUCAUCACUGCCAUGGUCAUCAGCAGCAUCGGAGGACUCAUCCUGGACAAGACGGUGUCUGACCCCAAUCUGGCUGGAAUUGUCGUGUACACUCCGGUAAUCAAUGGUAUCGGGGGUAACUUGGUGGCAAUUCAGUCCAGCCGGUUUUCCACUUGCCUGCACUUCCACUGCACCCCCGGGGAAGUUCCUGAUGAGUUCAAGGGCUGUUACUACCCUUGUCGCACGUUCUGUGGGACAGGAGCCAAUCACAGAUCUGCUCAGGUACUCCUUCUUUUGGUGAUCCCUGGUCACGUCAUUUUCCUCUACACCAUUCACCUGAUGAAAAGCGGACACACUACCCUGACACCUAUCUUUAUGUCUGUAUACCUGGCUGCUGCACUGCUGCAGUUCACACUUGCAGUGUACAGGAUGAAGAUGCAGCUGUGUGCAUCAUCUCCAUUCCUGGAGCUAUGUGGUUUCAGGCAAUGUCAGACAGAAUGACUGAAUAUUCUUUUUCUGUUCUAUUCUAUAUCAGAUAUUCUUUUGAUUUGUCGGUAGAGGGAAUGCUUUGCAUUGUGAACAACUACCUCUGCUAUUUCCAAUGCAGCAUGAACUGUCUUAAUGUUUGUGAGGUUUCACUAGUUGAUUUGAUGGCACCACUUGUGUAAUUUAUGUCAAUUCCACUACAAUGCCACCCUUGCAAAUAGGUUACUACUGAGCAAUGACACUGGUGCAAUAAUGCCCCAAAAUAAUCAUACUGGUUAAUAAAUACCCAAUUCCUAGCCUUGUGGAGGCAGAAUCUGUGAUGCAUUGAAUAAUAUGGUGCAGGUACAAGAGUAUAGUGCAAGAGUAAACACACUUUUAAACAUUCUUGAUAGUCCUUCUGAAAAAGAAAACAACAUUAAAAGUGAAGAACACUAUUAGAAAAGUCGAGUAGAUGUGCUGGCAGCUGUUUCUGCUCAGGCUAUGAUUAAGGAGCCAGGCAGACGUGAAAGCUAUAUUUGCUCCCAUUUUAGUUGUUGAACCAAAUUUACAGCAGGGGAAAUUAUUUCAUCCCCUGCUGAGUUUGUAAGUUUACCCUGACAGAGACAUGAACAUUCCACAUUUUUGGGUAGUUUGCAAAUGAGGGAGACAGAAUAAGCUCCAUAGAAGUUCGAAAUAAAGUUUUGGAAGCAAAACGUGACCUACAGUGGUACUUGGUGGAGUCAACCCUGUUGCCAAGCAUAGAGGUCGGAUGUUUCUUGUAGGAUUGCACACAUCUCAGGAAGGAUGUCCUCUUUACAGAUCAUCUCCAAAUCCUGAAGAUUACAAGGCUGUUGCUUGGCAACUCUACAUUUCAGCUUGCUCCACAGCUUUUCCACAGAUUAAGGUCCCCAGACUCCAGUAUCUAAAUGUGUUUCUUCUAGAAUGCACCCCUAUGUUGCAUAAGCUGUAUGUUUUGGGUCAUUGACCUGCUGUAAGAUUCAUCACUGACCCAUCUUUGGUGUUCUGCCUGAAGAUUCUACAUAGCAAGGGCCCGUUCAUCAUAUCUAAUUCUUUCUUAGCAGAAAAACAGCCCCUAAGGAGAUUUUAUUUCCAUGUUCCAUGUUUGACAGUAGGAAUGGUGUUGGUUUGGUUUGAUGCCAAAGAGGAACAUUUUGGUCUUACCUGACCACAUCACAUACUCCCAAGUCUUGAUGAAGUCAUUCAGGUGUUGAUUGGCAAACUUCUGGCAGCCUCAGUCCAUCACGGCAAGGUGUGUUACUGAAGCUUUUCCUGGUGACCGAGCUCCCAACUCCCUUGACAUCAUCAACAAGCUCCUUCCUUGUAAUUUUAAGGGCUGAUCCCUCACAUUUCUUCCAUUAAUGCAUUAUUGCACCAGUUAUGGUCUUUAUAGGGCUGCACCGCGGUCCUGUGGUUAGAGCGCAGAUGCUGGUUCAAUUCCACCCUUGGCCAUCUCUGUGUGGAGUUUGCAUGUUCUCCCCGUGCAUGCGUGGGUUUACUCCGGUUUCUUCCCACAUUCCAAAAACAUGCUAGGUUAAUUGGCCACUCCAAAUUGUCCAUAGGUAUGAAUGUGAGUGUGAAUGGUUGUUUGUCUAUAUGUGCCCUGUGAUUGGCUGGCCACCAGUCCAGGGUUUACCCCACCUCUCCCCCGUUGACAGCUGGGAUAGGCUCCAGCACCCUCGCGACCCUCGUGAGGAUAAGGGUAGAAAAUGAAUGAAUGAAUGGUCUUUAUAUUUACCAAGCUGAACUACAAGAGUAAUUUGUGUGCUUCAUGUGUGCUGGAGAUGUCAGAAUGCAUGCUAGUUGCCAGGGGAUCAAAUAUAAAUGUAUUUAUAACAUGUAGUUAAUGCUUUUGGUACUAUUCUUUAUCUUCUGUUGAACUUCAAAACAUUCUGUACGGUUGAUGAAGGGAAUAAACUUACAAAAUCAACAGGGGAUCGAAUAUUUCCCCCACUGGAAUUUCAUAUUAGUUCAUCUGGAUGACUCAUUGUAUACUAAAUUAAUAGCAGCGACACCGUAUGCAGUACACAAGGCACUGUUAGCAAUAUCGGAUAGCAUUCGUCAGGUUUGUUGUAUGUUGUUAUAAUCUAAUAAUGACUAAGCUGGAUUUCUACAUUCAGCUACUGUCAGCUGGUUAUCACGUUUGAUAAAUCAGUGUUUAGUUUUUUUUCUUCAUAUAUACUACGUAUACUUCCUCUUCAUGCUGCUUGUAGUCCCAUCUAUCUUACAGCGAGAUACCACCAGCCCAUUGGUUCAAAGGCUGCAUAUAGCCUUAAAUGACCGCAAUACUUUUGGUUUAUAUGAUGCUUGGACAGACAAUUCCCUUAGAGUUAUAGACUUUUCACCUUAUCUUUUAAUAGACUUAUCUGUUUCUUUCUGCUGCACUUUCCUCAUGCAUGACUUCUGAAUAACACUCUUACUAGUCACAGCCUGCCGCUCUUCCCACUGCGCUUUUCUUUCAGGGUUAUGACUCUUAAAAUCCUUCAUCCCAACAGUCUUGAUCCUACUAGUUGUUUGUUCCUAUUAUUUACUUCCUAUUCCUUUGCUAACUUUCCGGAGUAACGUAUGCUUUUAGACAUGGCUGUCUGGACCAAACUCUAAUAUAAAUCAUCAAACAUGAAUAACUGGCUCCUUAAUCUUUAUUCUAUUAUGCCAUACGUCAGUAUGCAAAUAUUAAGCUGUGAUUUUUCUUAGCAUUUUGGAAAAUAUUGUUACUGUUACUAAUAAUAAUAAUAUCAGGAUGUGUUGUUUUCAGUAACGUUAUGUUGGUAUUUCAAAACAAAUCUUUGCAUAGGACAUAACAGUUAACUCGUUCCAGUGUCUGGAACUGUGGUCUUACUCGUUUAUUGUGGUGAAUUGGUUCCCCGCCAAUAAAUGGACUAUUUUCAUAGUUGGAGCAUACAGCAUUUUUACCAAUAUUAGAGCCCUGUAGACAUGAAAUAACACCCCCAGUCGCCUUUACUCUCGUUAUUCUUUGUUGACACCACAUUGCGCAGGCUCUGAAGGGACGGCCGCAGCUUUAAGCAUGGCAAAAUCUGAGCUAAGUAGUUAGCCUCCAAUUUAUUUAUUCUAAACGUAAGAAAGGUUUAGAAAUGGAGUGGGAAAGAAAGGUAAAGUAAGAAAGAAGCCCAAAACUUAACACUAUUGUAUGUCAUGUUGGACUAUGCAUCCAUGGCUGACUCCAUAUUGUAGGGUAAUGUAACAUUACUGACACCUAGUGACCAGAAUACUAUGUAUGCUCACUGGAGUUAGGUUUACUGAUGCCUUUUUAAUAAAACCAAGAUAAGGAUUUGUUACAAUUUCACAUAAAUGCCCAAACGUUUGUCCAUCCAGGUGUUGCUGCUGUUGUGCAUAGCCGACUGGAUGGUACAUUCCAUGUGGAGGAGCGGCAAAGACCCUGACAGUUUUUCCAUUCCCUACCUGACUGCUUUGGGGGACCUGCUGGGCACCGCCUUGCUGGCACUCAGCUUCCACUUCCUGUGGCU